UAUCUAUUAUCGGAUAGAUAUCACCCAAAAAGAUCUGGUGAUCGCGAGAACUGCAGACGCAGUGGCCAGUUCCCAGUUGCUGUCGCUAGCUAGAGUAUUACCGUAAUACCAUGCAGGGGUUGGUCGACAGGGCCACUGAAGAAAUCGUGCAAGAUGGGAUGCGAAUGGGAUUCGAGGAACAAGCGAAGCUCUCGCAGAUGUCCCUCCCACAAGUCAAGGCCCAUUUUCGGCAAGGACUACAAGACCAUGGUACAGAUGUGAAUCUGAAUGAUUCGCAGCCUCAAGGAGAUGGAGAUCAAUCUCGCGUGACGGCUGAGAAUGCUCAGUUCUACCGUGACAUGUUCGCCACCGGCGCGGAUAUUAAUCAUUAUUCGGAUAUUGGGAUGUUGCCAUUUAGCGAAUUUGCCAAGCAAUGCCUGUCUGGCGAUGUGAAAGCAGUCCGAGCGGCUUUGGAAAGAGCCAAGAACACGAACCAGCCAACGCCGCCUGCAGGAUCUGCUGUUAGUGAUUCCCUGACUCGGUUAAUGGAAUCGCGAGAGACGUCGCUGCGAUUGACUCCGCUGUUGAUGAUGGUGUCGAUUGGAAAGAACAUGGCAAUGCGAGGAGUAAGCGAAAAGCAAAUGAGUGUCGUUAAGCUGCUGUUGGAAUAUGGAGCACGGCCAGAUGCCAGAGAUGUUUGUGGCAAAACUGUGUGCCACUACGGAGCAGGAGCCAUGGCUACCCCCAUGACACUGGAAGCGGUGAGACUAUGCAUCAAAGCUCAUGAAUCUGGUCACUUCUUUGGAAAACAAGUGGAGCUACACAGUCUCAAUUCUGCUGCCAGGAAUGGCGAUCAGGGUUGGUGUCUAGGUUACCAGUCAGACACGGGAAGGAGAGCUGUGUAUCUCGCAGAAACACGAGAAACGUUGGCAGUCAAACCAGAAAACCUAAAGUUGGUUGAUGCAUUGGAGCAGCAAAAUCCCACCAAACUCUGUGAUAUCCCAGAUCGCAUGGGUAUUGUCUGUCUUCAAGAGAUUAUUAUUUGCAACCGUGAGGACUGUGCCAGGUUUCUCUUGGAAGAGAAUCAUGCUGAUCUGGAUGUGGAAGACUGCGAUGGCACGAGUCCUAGGUCCAUGUGCGUACAGACACCAUUGGGGGGCUUCAGCAGGGUCGCCAUGAUGGUCAAAAACGAAGCCGCUUUACAAGGGCGGAAGCGGGACAAGAAUUUUGAAUUCAGUUGCAGUAAGUGCGGUGUUUUGAAGUCCGACACGGCCCAUCUGAUGGCUUGUGCAAUCUGCAAGUGUGUCCAUUACUGCAGCAAGAAGUGCCAAGUAAAGCAUUGGAAGGAAGGGCAUAAGAUAGUUUGCAAAGAUAUGGCAGCCAAGAAAGCUUUGGCCAUUGUGUUGGAGAGGCCAACAGGCACUCAAUACACGUCAACAAUAAACUUUUCUUCGAUCCGCAGCGGUAGAGGAAACAUUCCCAGCCAUAGGGAGGGCUCUGGCUAUCGAAAACCCGUCAAUGUCCGGGUCAACGAAAAGUUUGAUAUCAAAGUGCAAGCAAUCUCACACAGAGUUCCUCUCGCGAUCUAUGACAAAUCCAGACACUGUAAUUUCGAAGUUGCACCUGGGAGUCCUGGUUUUGAUGAACUGCUGCAAGCAGCCCAGGCAGAACCGACUUGGCAGGGCAGGAAGACUUUUGUGACAGCAAGUUUUGAUGCUGAAGGCAACUGUAUCGUGUAUCCUGGGUUAACCAGUGUUAAAAAAUGGUAGAGGGAAAAGUAGUACAUGUACCUUUC
Molecule: messenger RNA, 1774 nt
Organism: Seminavis robusta
Lineage: Eukaryota; Bacillariophyta; Bacillariophyceae; Naviculales; Naviculaceae
Source: the annotation of a GenBank genome assembly